Molecule: messenger RNA, 495 nt
Organism: Mucor velutinosus
Lineage: Eukaryota; Fungi; Mucoromycota; Mucoromycetes; Mucorales; Mucoraceae
Exons: 2
Coding region: 1-495 (164 amino acids)
Source: RefSeq, a predicted model, not a curated record
AUGGAGGCUCAGGAACCAGCCGACCCACUCCAUCAGGAGGCAGUAGCACCAGUUGAUCCAGUUGAAUCUGUCAAGCCACAGACUGUAGCAUCACCUUCAGUUGCACCAACCACUGUCUUUGAUUCAUCCUUAACUGUGGAAUUUCAUCAGGAUGACAACCUUGAUGACAAGGAACCAGCUUCUUCAGAUGCACAGGAGACCGUUCACCUCACCAGCGAGGAAUCAGAAUAUGAAGGAGGUGAUACAUCUGAAAGCUCUGUAGAAUAUACCAAUUACGAGAACAGAUAUAAUCUUAGUAAGGGUAAAAAGAAGGGUUCUAAUGCUGUAGGUGACACAGCACAGAAGGCCUCUCAGAAGCGUUCUAUUAGGGAACUGGCAUCUACUCCACCAGGAUCUGAUCAAGAGGGAUCUGCCAAAAAGGCUUUCAAACAACAAGAGGACAGCCAUAUGGACGAGGCCGAGCAAGGCAACUCCUCCACAAUCAAAUCACUAUAA